Molecule: messenger RNA, 2439 nt
Organism: Peromyscus eremicus (cactus mouse)
Lineage: Eukaryota; Metazoa; Chordata; Mammalia; Rodentia; Cricetidae
Gene: Ppp2r5a
Product: protein phosphatase 2 regulatory subunit B'alpha
Exons: 13
Coding region: 77-1537 (486 amino acids)
Biological process (GO): signal transduction; protein dephosphorylation
Cellular component (GO): cytosol; nucleus; protein phosphatase type 2A complex
Molecular function (GO): protein phosphatase activator activity
Source: RefSeq, a predicted model, not a curated record
AGGCUCGCCGUGCCCGUCCCUCGCCGAUUUCCCCGGCUAGCCGCGGCUAGAGGCGCCGGGCGCCGGGGUCGCGGAGAUGUCGUCGCCGUCGCCGCCCGCGCCAGUUGCCUGCGCCGCCAUCUCGGCCUCGGAAAAAGUGGACGGCUUCACCCGGAAAUCGGUGCGCAAGGCUCAGAGGCAGAAGCGCUCGCAGGGCUCGUCGCAGUUCCGCAGCCAGGGCAGCCAGCCGGAGCUGCACCCCCUGCCCCAGCUCAAAGAUGCCACUUCAAAUGAACAACAAGAGCUUUUCUGCCAGAAGCUACAGCAGUGCUGUAUACUGUUUGAUUUCAUGGACUCUGUUUCAGACUUGAAGAGCAAAGAAAUUAAAAGAGCAACGCUGAAUGAACUGGUUGAGUAUGUUUCAACUAAUCGUGGUGUAAUUGUUGAAUCAGCGUAUUCUGAUAUAGUAAAAAUGAUCAGUGCUAACAUCUUCCGUACACUUCCUCCAAGUGAUAAUCCAGAUUUUGAUCCAGAGGAGGACGAGCCCACACUUGAGGCCUCUUGGCCUCACAUACAGUUGGUGUAUGAAUUCUUCUUGAGAUUCUUGGAGAGUCCUGAUUUCCAGCCCAGUAUUGCAAAGAGGUACAUUGAUCAGAAGUUUGUACAACAGCUCCUGGAGCUUUUUGAUAGUGAAGAUCCUCGAGAACGCGACUUCCUGAAGACCGUUCUGCAUCGGAUUUAUGGGAAGUUUCUUGGGCUGAGAGCGUUCAUCAGAAAGCAAAUUAACAACAUUUUCCUCAGGUUUAUAUAUGAAACAGAACAUUUCAAUGGUGUGGCUGAACUCCUUGAAAUAUUAGGAAGCAUCAUCAAUGGCUUUGCAUUGCCACUGAAAGCAGAACAUAAGCAAUUUCUAAUGAAGGUUCUUAUUCCUAUGCAUACUGCAAAAGGAUUGGCUUUGUUUCAUGCUCAGCUGGCGUACUGUGUGGUGCAGUUCCUGGAGAAAGACACAACCCUGACGGAGCCUGUGGUCAGAGGACUGCUGAAAUUUUGGCCAAAAACAUGCAGUCAGAAAGAGGUGAUGUUUUUAGGAGAAAUUGAAGAAAUCUUAGAUGUCAUUGAACCAACACAAUUCAAAAAGAUUGAAGAGCCCCUUUUUAAGCAGAUAUCCAAGUGUGUCUCCAGUUCUCAUUUUCAGGUUGCAGAAAGAGCACUGUACUUCUGGAAUAAUGAAUAUAUUCUUAGUUUGAUUGAAGAGAAUAUUGAUAAAAUUCUGCCAAUUAUGUUUGCCAGUUUGUAUAAAAUUUCCAAAGAACACUGGAAUCAGACCAUUGUAGCACUUGUGUACAAUGUGCUGAAAACCCUAAUGGAGAUGAACGGCAAGCUUUUCGAUGAUCUUACUAGUUCCUACAAAGCCGAGAGACAGAGGGAGAAAAAGAAAGAAUUGGAACGUGAAGAAUUAUGGAAAAAAUUAGAAGAGUUGAAGCUAAAGAAGGCUCUAGAAAAACAGAACAGUGCUUAUAACAUGCACAGUAUUCUCGGCAGUACAAGUGCCAAAUAAAGAUCAGCUCCCACCUCUGCUGGGUGGGCAGUUUUGUACACUUUUUUGGAAUAUAUAAAAACUUCAAAGCAAACCUCAUCAGUAUAAUAUAAUUAGGAGGCCAGUUUUUCCUGGCAAGUGUAAGCGAAAGAAAUCUGGACUAAACAUAGCCCUGUGCUGUAUCAUGGCCACAGUCUAUUGUAACCUUUGCCUAAUCGAUUGUCACCGUCAUCACGUUAGGAGUGAGGUGGGAGUGGGGAGAAUCACGACUUGAACUUGUGAUUGUGCUGCACACAGAGCGGGUCGUCUUCUGUGCUUUCACAGUGCUGCAGCCCUCGUCACAUCUGAGGAAAGAGCUCCGUCAGAUGAACUGAGGUGCUGUCCUUCCCUUCUCCUAGGGAGAGGGUGGGGUAAAGGCCCACAUCUUUGAAGACACUGCCAUUCUCUGGGUUCUGUGACACCUUGCAGUUCCAGGCUUCUGAAGCACAAAGUAUUAAAGCUGGGGAAAGUAAACCAAAAUUCUGACUGCUCCCAAAUACCCCUUCAGCAGCAGCACCCCAGAGUGUAACAAAGUAGCAUCAGCGGGUGGACCCUAGGCUCACCUCUCCUUCAUUCCUCUCCAAGGCUGGAGGCAGGGCCUUCCCAGUCCUCGACUGCCCGACCCCAGGCCUGCCUGCAGGGUGGAGGCUCUGAGUCCCACGGUGUGAUGCGGACUGCUAGCUGUCACUGCUUUAUUUAAAGGAAAUGCAUUGACUGUGUAGAAGCCUUGUAUGUGCUUACCUGGUCAGGUAUUUCUCACAUGUUGUUAUCAGUACCAUUCCAACCUCUUGCCUUGCUGUUGUAUGGAAACCUGUUUUAUAAUGAAAGAUCUUCACUGGGGAUUGAGCAGCAUUUAAUAAAGUCUAUGUUUGUAUUUUGCCUUA